Peronospora matthiolae is the source of this 1623-nucleotide messenger RNA. Lineage: Eukaryota; Oomycota; Peronosporomycetes; Peronosporales; Peronosporaceae. The record is from the annotation of a GenBank genome assembly.
AUGACCAAGACUCGACCACCAGAGCUGCGCCAGUUGCUAGGGGACGAAGCCAAGGAUGUAGCUGACUACGACGCCGUAAUCAAGGCCCCGACGCUAUCAUCUACUGCUCCUACAUCUUCUGAUGAGGAGUUGUACUCGCGCAAGUUUAGCUGGCAGACAUUGUGGGCUUAUGCUGGGCCAGGGUGGCUCAUGAGCAUUGCUUAUGUGGACCCUGGGAACCUCGAGAGCGAUCUGCAAGCAGGAGCUUAUGCAGGCUAUCAGCUGACGUGGGUCCUGUUUGGUGCGACCGCAAUGGGCUUUUUUCUCCAAGUACUGGCCGCUCGACUGGGUGUAGUCACUGGCAAAAACUUGGCGGAAAUGUGUACGGCCAUCUUCCCCCGGUGGGCUUCACUGACGCUGUGGGUCAUGACGGAAAUUGCAAUCGUUGGUAGUGACGUGCAAGAAGUUUUGGGCUCGUCCAUUGCAUUUCAAGUGCUGUUUCGAUUCCCGCUGUGGCUUGGAUGUCUGAUCACUGGCUUUGAUACGUUUACGUUCUUACUGCUUCACCGCUAUGGGGUUCGCAAGCUUGAAGCGCUUUUCGUCGCGUUGAUACUGGUUAUGCUGGUCUGCUUUUGCGCCAACUUGGUGCGUGGAGACGUUGCAUCAGCAGACGUAGUGCGUGGCUUUGUGCCGCGUGUUGAUCAUUAUGCCGUGACGCAGGCUGUGGGCAUUAUUGGAGCCGUCAUCAUGCCGCACAACAUCUUUUUGCACUCAGCACUUGUGCAGUCUAGACAAGUAAAUCGACGCAGUGGAGGCAACGUCCGCGAGGCAAACAAAUACUUUGCAAUAGAGGCCUGUCUGGCGCUAAUGGUGUCCUUCUUGAUCAAUUUGGCCGUACUGGCCGUUUUUGCAAAGGGCUUCUUCUCGCCAGAUUGCGUAGCAUCUUUUGACACAAGUGGGGUCAACACAGCCUGUGUCUCUGUAGCUAUUGCUAAUGACGACACGCGUGGACACUGCCAACUUGGUAAUGGUGACGAAGGUAUGUGUCAAGAGAUCGGGUUAUCCCAGGCUGGUACGGCGCUCAGCGGCAUGUUGGGAAAGUACGCUGACGUCGUUUGGGCAAUCGGUCUGCUGGCUGCAGGACAAAGCUCCACUAUGACAGGAACUUACGCGGGUCAAUUCGUCAUGGAAGGAUUCCUGCAGCUUCAACUGUCGCCAUGGAAGCGUGUGGCGCUCACUCGAUGUGUGUCGCUUGUUCCUGCACUGACUGUCGCGAUCUUAAGCCAGCAAAAUCCAGCGGAAAGCGAUCACAUGGACGAGUUACUCAACGUACUGCAGUCGAUCCAGCUGCCAUUUGCUUUACUUCCCGUACUGAUCUUUACGAGCUCACGUACCAUCAUGGGAGACUUUGCGAAUAACAAGGCGACAGUGGUAUUUGGCUGGCUCUUGGGCGGCCUCGUGUGUGUCGUCAAUCUGUACUUGAUCUUCACAAACCUGGAAAAUAUCGCUUUGGGUGUCACGGGGGUCGUUGUUUUGGGAGGCGCUUGUUGUUUGUACUUUGGCUUCCUGGGAUACUUGAUUCGCACUGGAAUGAAUUUGGUCGCCGAUCGCACACGCACAGCCCCUCGCGUAUAUCAAGACUAG